CUGCUCGUGUACCGUUGAUUGAAUCCGCAAUAUGGCGUUCAUUUUUAAACAGAUUCUCUGAUUAAUACAUUUGCAGUGGGUAUGCUAACACACUGUUUGUCUGCAAGGAACAUCCAUACAAGUCAAUUGAACCACUGACAUUUUUCGAGUCCAUAUCAUCGUACUGUUAUAGCAUAUAUUAUAUCGCUACUUCACCAUAAUGAAACUCCAGUGUGUGAUAAUAGUGGUGUUAUUUGUGUCAUCGACUUACGGUGUUGAUUUAAUACAGCUAUCUGGGGAAAACGAUGUAUGUGACCCCGUGAGCGGUAUACGCUAUAAGUUCUUCUAUGAAAGCAAGAGCACAUGGACUGUGGCGGUUGAUGACUGUUUCGCCGAUGGAGGGCAGCUAGCCACCGUCAACUAUUUGGGACUGCACAAAAGGAUCAGGAGAUACAUCAACUCACAGCCGAAUAUUGUAAACCCGCUAGGGGAUGGUUACUGGAUUAACGGAAAUGACAGAAUGGCCGAAGGUUACCACGUCCUACUCGAUGGCGCGCCAUUGACUUAUACCGAGGGUUGGCAUUCCGAGGAGGUCGGAGGUGUGAACAUUACACAGCCCAACAACAAUGUAGCAAGAGACUGUCACGGCCAGGAUUGUUUGCAGUUAUGGCAAAGACCCAAGAAUGUACCUGGAAAACUGCCAUCUUGGAAUUUAGACGAUGAAUAUUGCUUUGAACUGAAAUCAUACCUUUGUGAAUAUCCUGGGACGGCGUGUUAAAGCGUGAAACCCACCCAAGAAUUGACAAGCCGUCGAAUGAUGAACUGCCUAGCAACGGAAACGCACUAUAUAAUUUCAAAUUAGAACCCACCAUAUCGAUACGAUUAUUUCAAUCACUGUAAAUUUCAACCUUCAGUAUUGUCCAAUUAAAUCAUGCCUUGUUGAAAACAA
Molecule: messenger RNA, 928 nt
Organism: Saccoglossus kowalevskii
Lineage: Eukaryota; Metazoa; Hemichordata; Enteropneusta; Harrimaniidae
Product: salivary C-type lectin 2-like
Source: RefSeq, a predicted model, not a curated record